Messenger RNA from Nicotiana tabacum (common tobacco), 3557 nucleotides. RefSeq lists its product as uncharacterized. The record is from RefSeq and is a predicted model, not a curated record. Gene Ontology annotation, cellular component: nucleus. Gene Ontology annotation, biological process: nucleus organization. Lineage: Eukaryota; Viridiplantae; Streptophyta; Magnoliopsida; Solanales; Solanaceae.
GAAAAAACCACUACAAUUUUCAAGAGACUUCAAAUCGAUUAUUAUUACUCGUCAAACGGUGGAGCAGCCAAGUCCACUUUGCAUAGAGAGAGAAUCGCCAGCCAACAAAGCAAGUGUGAGUUAAAGUGAGAGAAAUAGCAAAAAAGGCAAAGAAGAAAGCAGAAAAAGUUUGUGUGAAGUUCCCACCAAUACCAUCAACUGCAUUGUUCUUGUGAAGGGGAAAGUAAAGGGGCUAAUUAGGCAAGAAUUCAACAAAUUGAUUAAGAAAAAGUUGAAUCUUUGAUUUUCAUCAAAAGUGUAGAGAAAUCAAGAAUGACAAGUCCUGGGUCAGAGAGACUGGCUUUGACUCCGGUGAAUCGAACGCCUCUUUCGGUGUCGGGUAGGGUUUCAAGUUCAAGAAGUUUGACAGAUGAAGUCAUAUGGAAGCGACUGCGUGAAGCUGGGUUUGAUGAGGACUCCAUUAAACGCAGAGAUAAAGCAGCUCUUAUUGCUUAUAUUGCCAAACUCGAAGCUGAGCUGUAUGACCAUCAAUAUCAGAUGGGUCUUCUCAUCCUGGAAAGGAACGAGUGGGAUUCCAAGAAUGAGCAAUUUAAAGCAGCUUCCGAGUCAGCUGAACUCUUAUACAGGCGCGAACGUGCUGCACGUCAGGCUGAUGAGGUUGCAGCUAAGAAACGUGAAGAUAAUCUGAAGAAAGCUCUUGGGAUUGAGAAAGAAUGCGUCGCAAACAUUGAGAAAGCGUUGCAUGAGAUGCGAGCAGAAUGUGCUGAAUCAAAAGUUGCAUCUGAGAAUAAAUUGGCUGAAGCACGAAGCAUGAUGGAGGAUGCUCAGAAGAAGUAUGCUGAUGCAGAGGAAAAGUUGCGUAAAGCAGAAUCCUUGGAAGCAGAAGCCAGCCUUUUUCAGCGUACUGCAGAAAGAAAAUUACGUGAAGUUGAGGCACGAGAAGAUGAUCUUAGGAGACAGACAUUAUCAUUUAAGUCAGAUUGUGAAGCUAAAGAGAAAGAGAUCCAUCUGGAGAAACAAUCUUUAUCUGAAAGGCUGAAAACUCUACAGCGGUCGCAGGAAGAGUUACUUGAUGCUCAGGCUUUGCUCAAUAAGAGGGAAGAUUUUAUAUUUAACAGAUCUCAAGAACUGAACAGACGCGAGAAAGACUUAGACAAUGCUAAAUUAAAUUUGGAGAAUGACGUUAAAGCCCUGAAUGAGGAAAAGCACAAUCUGGAGCUGAAACUUAAGUCUAUAUCAGCAAGAGAGGAAGCCGUAAUAAAAAAGGAAUGCGAGCUUACCAAGAAAGAGGAAGAACUACUGUUAUUGCAAGGGAAAGUUGAAAGCAAGGAGAUCGCUGGCGUUAAACAGGUUAUGGCUAAACAGGAGGCCACACUAGUAACUAAGAUUUCCUCUAUCGAGGCUGAGUUGGAAGCAAAACGAAAAUUGGUGGAAGAUGAGAUUCAGACCAAGAGGCGGGCUUGGGAGUUGAAAGAUAUGGAUAUUAAGCAUCGGGAGGACCUAUUUGCUGACAAGGAACACGAUUUGGAGAUUCAAUCAAGAACACUGGUUGAGAAGGAGAAAGAGUUGGAAGAUAGGUUACAUGUUAUUGAGGAAAAAGAAAGAAACCUCCAAGCUACUGAAAAAGAGAUAGAGUUGAAGAGAACAGUUCUGCAGCAAGAAAGGGAAGGAAUUAACAAAAUGAAAAAUGAUCUUGAAAAGUCUGCGAAAAUGCUGGAUGAAAAAAGAAAAUGCAUUGACCAUGAGGAAGAAAAUGUGGAGGCUAUGAAAAGUGAAACUCAAGAGUUGCUGAUUCUGGAAACAAGGCUAAAGCAAGAGAUUGAUAUGAUUAGAGCGGAGAAGGAAGAGAUUGAAAAGGAGGCAGAUCGGUUGAAAGCAGAGAAAGCUAAAUUUGAGACUGAAUGGGAGGUAAUUGAUGAGAAAAGAGAAGAGUUGCAGAAAGAAGCUGAACGUGUGGCUGAGGAGAGGAUAGCCAUUUCUAAGCUUCUUAAGGAUAGCCGUGACAGCUUGAAAGCAGAGAAGAAUGCAAUUCAAGAAGACUAUAAGCAAAAUCUGGAGUCACUUUCUCGUGAUCGUGAAGCCUUCAUGUAUGAAAUUGAGCGUGAGCGUGCAGAAUGGUUUAGCAAAAUUCAGAAAGAACGUGAAAACUUUUUGUUGGAUGCUGAGAUGCAGAAGAAAGAGCUAGAGAACCGCAUUGAAAAAAGACGUGAAGAAAUAGAGACUGACCUAAAGGAAAGGGAAAAAACCUUUGAGGAACAAAAGAAAAGAGAACUUCAGGAUAUUGCAUCUCAGAGGGAGACUGUGGAGAAGGAAUUGGAGCAUGUUGGGCUGGAGUUGAAGAAACUAGAUGCUGAAAGAAAAGACAUCAAUUUGGAUCGUGAGAGAAGGGACAAAGAGUGGGCAGAGCUAAAUAAUGCUAUAGAAGAACUUAAGGUGCAAAGACUGAAAUUAGAGAAACAAAGGGAAUUACUUCAUGCUGAUAGGGAGGAGAUUCUUGCUCGGAUUGAGCAGUUAAAGAAAUUGGAGGAUGUUAAGAUUAUUCCAGAUCGUAUUGUCACACCCAAAAAGUUAUAUUCUGAUCUACGAUCCACUGAACAUAAACAUUCUGCAAAAAGGUUACCGAAGCAUCCCUCAGUGCUGGAUGUUGGUCCGAAUGGGAAUUAUAAUAAUGGUGUUAGACAAGAUAUUUCUUCCAUCAUGAAAGAGAACGACAAUUCAUCUUCUCCUCUCUCUACUCCAUUCUCAUGGCUUAAGAGAUGUGCUGAUACAUUGCUAGAUCGUACACAAAGUAACAAAAGGCGGAAGGAAAAUGGGGAUUUUAUAACUCAAUCGACCGAGAAUGGUGCAUCACGUCCAUUAUCAACAGCACCAGACGCACCAGAAGUUGAACACUUGGAAGUUCCACCAGACCAAAUUCCCAUUGCUGCAGCGGAAACCACUGUGCAUGUUGAUAAAAUUGUUACAGUUCGAGAAGUGACAACAAUCGAUGUUAAGAAAGUCACGGAGGGAAGUCAGGAGACUCUGUCUGAGGAAAGUGGUCAGAAGGUGGGGAACAAUGAUAGCUUGGAAUCAGAUCGAAACGGGAAGCCUGAAGGCAGAUCCCGAAGGACUAGGGCAAAGAGGAAGUAGUGAGAUUGCCAGAUGUGAGAAGAGUAGCACCUGAGCCUUAAAUAAUUUGCUGUUCGCUUUUUCUUCAUUUCAAACUUUCAGGUCUUUCUACAAAAAUUUUCAAGCUAACGACUGAUUGUGACUGGUGGUACUCUACUGCCAUGUUUGGUGACUCGUUCUGUUCUUCCCAAACAUGUAAAUGUUUCAGGCUAACUCAUGCCCUUAAGUAUUUUUGUAAAUGGCAAUUUUUAGAAUAGGUAUGGUUGUGAAUGUUUAGUGUUUAAUCAAAGAGCUAUGAUUGUAAGUAACAUUAUAUCAAAGUGGUUUGUGUGUCGUCUGCUAUUUUGGUUUGCUUAUUGUGGUAAAUGCAACUUAGUACUGAGAUUUUGGGGAUUAUGUAGUAGUGAAUUCGAGUUAUUUGUGCUUGUCUCCCCAUGUUUCUAGACCAA